Messenger RNA from Bemisia tabaci, 2662 nucleotides. RefSeq names its product mitochondrial potassium channel ATP-binding subunit. Gene Ontology annotation, molecular function: ABC-type oligopeptide transporter activity; ATP binding; ATP hydrolysis activity. The record is from RefSeq and is a predicted model, not a curated record. Gene Ontology annotation, biological process: oligopeptide export from mitochondrion. Lineage: Eukaryota; Metazoa; Arthropoda; Insecta; Hemiptera; Aleyrodidae. Gene Ontology annotation, cellular component: mitochondrial inner membrane.
UGAGGUUAGGUUCGUCAAAAACACAAAACCAUAACUUCUCACCUCUCCAACUCACGAAGUGAGGUUUAGACCCCAUAUUAAUUUACAACCACCAGUUAGACAUACAAAGUUACAGUGCUUUAAAGAUUACGAUGCAGUUGCAGUUCCUCUUCAGUGUCGUGUAAUCAUUCAUCCUGCUGAGAAUCGAAUCAUCAGGCGUCUAAGAAAUCUUCCCUCUCUAGUCAUCAUCAUGCUCAAACAAUCCUAGUCCAAGUUCUCAGCUUAGUAAGAAUUGAAUGAUUCUCCCAUUAAAAUGUUGUGGCGGCUUCCUGCUUUAAUAACAAGACACCCAAUAAGUGCAAAAGAGAUUUUUCUACAAUGUCAAGGAAUUCUGAACAAGUCCUCUCCUUCUAUCAAAGUAAUUGUCAAAAGCUUCCUACCACCAAGACUGAGUUACAAAAAACCCAAACUUUUGCCUCUAUGUGUCUCUUCAGUAGUUUGCAUUGGAACAGUGAAGAUUUACUUAGCCAAUAAUCAAGCUUUGUGCAAAAGCAAAAGUCGACCUCCCAGCACAGUCGAACAGGCAGCUGACGAUGCUCACUUUGAUUGGAGGCUAUUUUUCCAUCUUCUUCUCCCCGAUAUCUGGGUCCUAGUUGGAGCUGUAACAGCUGCCAUGAUUGUGGCCAUGUUAAACAUCUACAUCCCUAUACAUCUCGGUGUGGCAGUCAAUGUGAUGACCAAAUUCGCAAAGAAUGAUGGUGAGGCCUCUUUCAUAGCAGAGAUGAAAGGGCCAGCCUUGAAACUUCUUGCAUUAUACUCAGCUCAGUCGAUCUUCACAUUCGCCUACAUUUAUCUCUUAGCUGGUGUUGGAGAGAGGGUUGCUGGGCAAAUGAAAUCUCUUCUAUUUCAGUCCAUUUUGAAACAGGAUCUUGAAUUUUUUGAUAGAAGACGCACUGGCGAAUUAAUGGAUCGAUUGACAACAGAUGUUCAAGAUUUCAAAAGUGCAUUCAAAAUGUGUGUGUCGCAAGGGUUACGAAGCUCUACGCAGGUUGUCGGCUGCGUUAUUUCAUUGUUCUACCUUUCUCCAUUUCUAGCAUCUUCGAUGAUCAUUCUCUUGCCAACUGUUAUUUUCAUGGGAACUGCGGUUGGGGCUUUAUUACGAGGCCUGUCUUUGCAUGCUCAACAGAAGUCAGCCGAAGUAACAACUUUGAGUGAAGAAGCUAUCACUAAUAUUAGGACAGUACGAGCAUUUGCCAUGGAAUCCCAAGAAUGCAAGUUAUAUGACGAAAAAUUACAAGAAGUUGCCGAUCUACAGAUUCGUUUAGGACUCGGCAUAGGAUUAUUCCAGGGAGGCUCAAAUUUAUUUUUAAAUGGACUUGUCCUUGGAACGCUGUGUGCAGGAGGUCACCUCAUGGCAACUGGAUACCUUUCUGCUGGCGAUUUGAUGGCUUUUUUGGUGGCCACUCAAACAAUUCAACGAUCCCUUGCUCAAAUCUCAUUACUCACCGGACAUUUUGUGAAAGGUCUUUCAGCUGGUUCCCGUGUAUUUGAGCUGAUCAAUUUACCGAGCAAGAUGCCUCUGAGUGGCGGCAUUAAGAUACCAUACCAUUCUUUGAAACCAGAGGUUGAGUUCGAUCAUGUAACGUUUGCUUACCCAACUCGACCUGAUCAGGUCAUUCUGAAAGAUUUCUGUCUGCAUAUACCCUGCGGGCAAACUGUCGCAAUUGUUGGAACAUCUGGGAAUGGAAAAUCCACCAUAGUCAAUUUACUAGAAAGGUUUUACGAUGUCCAAGAAGGCUCUAUCAAACUGAACGGUCAUGAUCUCAGAACUCUUGAUGCCAGCUGGCUGAGAGGAAAUGUAAUUGGUAUCAUCAAUCAAGAACCAACCUUGUUCGCGGGAACUGUGAAAGAAAAUAUUCGAUUCAGCAAAUGGGAUGCUACGGAUCAGGAGGUGUACGAGGCAGCUAAAUUAGCAAAUGCUGACUCAUUCAUUCGUUCAUUUCCCGAAGGAUAUGACACAGUUGUUGGUGAAAGAGGUGUAGCUGUCUCUGGUGGACAGAAACAACGAAUAGCCAUCGCAAGAGCUCUUUUGAAGAAUCCCUCAAUUUUAAUUUUGGAUGAAGCUACAAGCGCUUUGGAUAGUGAAUCUGAAAAAAUUGUCCAAAAAGCAUUAGAGCAAGUCUGUCGAGGUAGAACUGUAGUUGUAAUCGCUCAUCGAUUAAGCACUAUCAAAAAUGCAGACAUCAUAAUUGUCUUACAAAAUGGAAUGAUAGCUGAGAUGGGUGACCAUGAAAUGCUGGUAAAGAAGAAAGGUGUGUACUGGCAGCUUAUGAAUCAACAAGCGUCUGGAGCAAAUAGGCAAGCUGGGUAACAUGUGUGCUUGUAAAUUAAACCAUCUGUGAUACUAUUAACUUUAAUUUGUUUAAGUUUGUUUCCAUGGCUAUAUUAAUCAUGAAGAAACCGGUGUUUGUCCAUGUUUGAAGAUGCAUAAUCCACUUUUGUUUGUAAUGGUGCGUAAAUUGUUCUUAAUUAGAAAGAAAUAGAAUUGGCAUCUUUUGUUAAGGCAUAGCUGUGCACUUGUGAAAAUAUACACCUGUUAUGUAAUUGUUAAUGUUCAGAAUUGUUAUUUCUUCAUAACUACUUAACGUAAAAAUAAAAUUAAGCGACCACGAUGAACCUGGGA